UGUGCGUAAGCGGCGACGACGCACUUCCUCGCACCUGCGCUGUGUGGUCCCAACCAUGGCGCCCGGUAUGCGGGCCGUGUUGACGGGAAUAUGUCUCAUCACCCUCGGUAACAUAUGUUUGGCCUAUCCGACCUGGGACAACCCUUGGUGGCCUCGAGAUUUACUCGAGAAAUUCGACACAACGUUUGAAGAAUUGGAGCGGCAGCGUCCUCCACAGGGACCGUUUGUUUGUACUACACUGAAGUCAUGGAGAGUGGAGAAUUUGAUAGCCUCAGGCACAGAGGGAGACAGGAUCGACCGAAUCAUCGGCUAUGGAUGCGAGCAGCCGGCUUCCUCGCAGACCACGUGGAUCUGCGAGCCAAGCCGGCCUGACACGGUGUGUGCGGGGCCGGUGCUGGGGACGGUGUUCAACUGGGAGAAGGAGCGGGAGGCUGGACCGGGACAGACCAGUAUGAUGGAGGAGGAGGACGUAGAAGUCGGUCCGGGGGACAUCAACACUGUCGUCCUGGCCAUGCGAUUCACCGAUGAUGGAGAAGAGGAGGGCCAAGAAGAGGGAGCCGUUCAAGAAGAUAAAAACAAAGAAGACGCCCAGUCAGUAGCUGAUCGCGGAACGGACGACAGUUCGCUGCAGGUUGAGGAAGACUGGCCUGUGCAGAACCUGGAGCUAGGACAGGUGUCCGGAGUGGCCGUGUGUCCGGCUGGGCACGUCCAUGUGUUCCACAGGGGGGAUAGGGUCUGGGACUCCAGCUCGUUUGACGAUGACAACGUGUACCAGCAGCAGGACCUGGGUCCGAUCCAGACGGACACGGUGGUGGAGCUGGACCCCAGCACCGGGGACCUGGUGCGCAGCUGGGGGAAGGGCAUAUUUUUCCUGCCCCACGGUUUGGCCAUGGAUGGGGACGGGAAUUACUGGCUGACGGACGUCGCCAUGCACCAAGUCUUCAAGUUUCCUGCCAGCGGGGACUCGGUACCCCUCCUUACUCUCGGAGAGGCCUUUCAGCCCGGAAGUGACGACAAACACUUCUGUAAGCCCACCGAUGUGGCAGUGGACGAUAGCACUGGAGACUUCUUUGUUGCAGACGGUUACUGCAACAGUCGCGUCAUGAAGUUCUCCAAGGACGGCACCCUCCUACUGCAGUGGGGCCGCCCCAGCCCCCAGGGGUACAGCCUGUCUGGCCCUCCCCCCGGGACGUUCCGUAUCCCCCACUCCCUGACCAUGGUCCAGGACCGCGGGGAGGUGUGCGUGGCUGACAGAGAGAACGGGCGGGUGCAGUGCUUCGAGAUCAAAGAGGGCAAGUUCAGGAGAAUGUUCCGGGAGAGGGAGUUUGGAGGCCGUGUGUUUGCUGUUGACUACAACCCUGACCAGGGAGGUGUUCUGCACCUUGUGAACGGACCGACGCUGGCUGGCGCCACCCUGCCCGUGGAAGGCUUCACGGUCAGGUUCAGUGACGGGGAGAUCCUGGACACGUGGCGACCAACCCCGCGGGGUUUCAGCCAGCCCCAUGACGUAGCCUCUGCUCCAGACGACUCCGCGGUCUACGUGGUGGAGAUCGGCCCAAACAAGGUGUGGAAAUUCGUGCCCGCCAACGAGCAGCCCAAUGUCAUCUUACCUGCCUAGGCUUGUAUCUCCACAUUAAUAUUAUAUCAGAAGGGUCGGAGGCUGGUGUAUUAAAAUCCAAUGGACUACAAACGUGUAAAAUUUGUCGUCUUGUGCAAUAUCUAUUGUAUUGUGUCGGAAAGUAAGAACUAUAUAUAUUUUGUGACGAAGAUACUCUUUAUUCAAGAAGUUGCUCUUCAUAAUCCAGAUGUACAUGAAAUUCACUUGUGUACUUCACUAUAACCAAGGUGUAUUAAACUGUCUGGUAAGAUAUGUGGUGGUUUUCAAAACAUGCAUGCUUCAGGCAUGAACGGAACGGAAGAGCAGUUGAAAAGAAUGCUGAAUGGUUGCCUUACAGGAAAUUGAUUCGAGUUUCUAUGUGCCCAAAGGAUCUAUACAUGUACUCUAAAACUGUAAACAAGUUCUUCAUCGUGGUGUGUUACUGGGUAUCUAUCUGGCCAACAAAGGAGCGCGAGGUGACCUAUAUGUCGCCCUGUUAUUUCUUCACCUUCGUUUGGCACGUUUGGCGUAGGCAUUAGAUCUAGACUUAGAGGAAAGUUUUGUUUCAAACAAAAUCCCACAGUUGUCGCACAAUUGAGAUUCUUUGUUCCCGUUUUCCCUGGAGAUACAAGGUGACGUGACAAUCUUUUUGGUUCACCGCCUGACGUACAUUACUGUUAACACUUGUUUCACGCACAGUUUUCGUAACGAGUGUAUCAGUGUACAUGUAUGGAUGAAAAUAAAGUAUCUGUAAACUUG
This is a messenger RNA of Branchiostoma floridae (Florida lancelet), 2356 nucleotides long. RefSeq names its product peptidyl-glycine alpha-amidating monooxygenase A-like. The record is from RefSeq and is a predicted model, not a curated record. Gene Ontology annotation, biological process: peptide metabolic process. The transcript has 11 exons. The coding region runs from base 56 to 1618 and encodes 520 amino acids. Gene Ontology annotation, cellular component: membrane; extracellular region. Lineage: Eukaryota; Metazoa; Chordata; Leptocardii; Amphioxiformes; Branchiostomatidae. Gene Ontology annotation, molecular function: protein binding; catalytic activity.